CGUUCGGACGGAAGUAACCGGAAUAACGAGUCCUGCGAUUGGGAGUGGAGCCGAGGUCGGGAUGUCGGUCUGUAACGGAGAGACGGUCAGCCUGGCACAGCUGCGGGAAGAAGGCAACAAGUACUUUAAAUUGGGAGACCAUGAAGCAGCACUGUCCUGCUACACACAAGCGAUCAAGCUGUCUCCAGAGCAACCAAGUGCUGCAGUCCUACACCGCAACAGGGCAGCCUGCUAUCUCAAGUUGGAGGAGUACUCCAAAGCUGAAGCAGAUGCUUCUAAAGCCAUCGAAGCUGAUGGCAAGGAUGUGAAAGCGCUCUUUCGGAGGAGCCAGGCAUUACAGAAGCUGGGGAGGUUGGAUCAGGCAUUUGCAGACAACCAGAGGUGUGCGGUCCUAGAACCAAAGAAUAAAGUCUUCCAGGAGUCGCUGCGCCUAAUUGCAACACAGAUCCAGCAGAAGGUCCAUCUACAAUCCUCCACCGAUGCCCGAGUUGAGCAGAUGUUUAAUAUCCUUCUGGAUGCUGGGGAGAAGGACUCUGACAAGAAGCAGAAGGCAGUACAGAAUCUGAUCGUUCUUGCUCGGGAAGAUGCGGGUGCGCAAAGGAUUUUCCGCAGUGAUGGAGUGCGCCUUCUGCAAAAGAUGCUGGACACGGGAAGCACCGAUAUCAUGUUGGCUUCACUGCGGACUCUUGUGGGAUUGUGUUCAGGUCAUCAAUCUCGGGCAAUGGCAAUAUUGAACACGAUGGGAAUGGACAAGUUCUGCCGUGUGAUGUCCGUCAGUAAUGAGCAGGUCUCCCUGGCAGCUUGCAGUGUUCUCCAGGGCAUGUUCGAAGCAUUGAAAGGUGGAAUAAAAAGUGAGGUUCGAGGGAAGGAGGAGGCACUAGUGCUCGAUCCCUCCAAAGAACUGAGGACGAUGAUCUACCACCUGAUUGAGAUGUUGACAAAACAAGAGGUUUCAGUUUAUGGCCGAGAGAAUUCCAUAAAUCUUCUAAUUAAAAAUGUUCCCCGCAAAUCGCUACGAGAUCCAGACAACUCCAUGACAAUCUGGGUGAUUGACCAGGGAAUGAAGAAGAUUCUGCAAGUGGCUGAGACUGUGUCAGAAAUCCCGGGGAGCCUGGUGGUGACUGAGAGCAGUCGCAUGAGCUUGUCGGUGCUGAUGAGCAAGCUGUACGAUGAUCUGAAAAGUGACGCAGAACGGGAAAACUUCCACAAGCUCUGUGAGGACUAUGUCAGGAACCAAUUUGAAUCUCAAGGGAUGAACGGGAAGCUGCGAGCCAUUCAGACAGCCUCCACGCUCCUCCAGGGGCCCUCGGAGGUGGGAAACCGAGUUCUGGAGAUGAGUGGGAUCUUGGAGUGCAUGAUUUCUCUGUGUGCCUCCGAGCGGGAAAUUGACCAGCUGGUGGCAGUGGAAGCGCUGAUCCACGCGGCAGGGAAAUCUAAACGUGCCUCCUUCAUCACUGCGAAUGGUGUCAUGCUCCUGAAAGAGAUUUACAAAAAGAACGAUAACGACCAAAUCAAGAUCCGAGCUCUGGUGGGUUUGUGUAAGGUGGGUUCUGCCGGGGGCACUGAUUGUAGCAUAAAGCAGUUUGCUGAAGGGUCAACUUGCAAAUUAGCGAAGCAGUGUCGCAGGUGGUUGUGUAAUGAAGUGAUUCAGUCUGGUACCCGGCGCUGGGCUAUGGAGGGCCUGGCAUACCUGACCUUCGAUGCUGAUGUGAAGGAGGAGUUUGUGGAGGACCAGCCUGCAAUGCAUGCAAUGUUUGAACUUGCAAAGUCAGAGGAUAAAACGGCUCUCUUUGCAAUUGCUUCAACCCUUGUGAACUGCACAAAUAGUUACGAUAAAGAGGAACCUGACCCCCAGCUGUUGGAGCUGGCUAAAUAUGCAAAGCAGCACAUCCCAGAGGAACACCCAAAGGAUAAGACCAAGUACGUGGAGAAAAGGAUUGCAAAGCUGCUGAAGAUGGGUGUAGUGUCAGCAUUGGUGUGUAUGGUAAAGAAGGAGAGUCCCACUUUAACUGAGUCGUGCAAGGAAAUGAUAUCUCGUGUGUUCCUGGCCCUUGUAGAGAGCCCAGAUGGUCGUGGAAUUGUGGUCGCCCAGGGAGGAGGGAAGGCUCUGGUCUCUCUGUCCUCUGAAGGUACAGAUGUUGGAAAGAUAAAAGCAGGUCAGGCAUUGGCAAAGAUUACAAUCACCUCGAAUGCAGAAAUUGCUUUUCCAGGAGAGAGAAUUUAUGAGGUCAUCCGGCCUUUGAUUGCCCUCUUGCAUCUACAGUGUACAGCACUGCAGAACUUUGAGUCGCUGAUGGCACUGACUAAUUUGGCAGGAAUAAAUGAGAGACUCCGCCAGAAAAUCAUUAAGGAAAAGGCAAUUCCAAUGAUUGACAGCUACAUGUUUGAAGACCAUGACAUGAUCCGAUUGGCUGCAACAGAGUGCAUGUGCAAUAUGUCUCUGAGCCCAGAGGUACAAGCCAUGUUCCUGGCAGAGGGAAAUGACCGUCUGAAGCUCUUAGUGUUGUACAGUGGGGAAGAUGAUGAUAAGCUGCGCUCUGCUGCUUCUGGGGCUGUGGCUUUGCUGACAUCCCUGCAGCCAGAACUCUGUCAAAAAAUCACACAAGUGACAACACACUGGCUGGAGAUUCUCCAGGCGCUCCUGCUGAGCCCAAACUUGGAUCUGCAGCGCCGUGGGGUUGUUAUUGUGCUCAACAUGAUGAAUGCAGACCGAGAUCUUGCAGCCCAACUUAUUGAGAGCGAGAUGCUAGAAAUCUUAUCUCAUCUGGCUAAGGAAGGGGAUGAAAAAAUCUUCAAAAUAAAGGAUAAUGCCAAGGAGUGCCUCGCCAAAGCAGUGGAGUAUGGACUGAUAAAACCAAAUGAAUGUGAAGACGUUCCCACUAUAAAUUGAGACAUUCCUGUGGAAAAGUAGUUUUUAAAAAAAAAAGAAACAUCAUAAGAGUUCAUUAACCAUCCCUAAAGUGUGGAGAUGUUUCUCAUGCUCUUCCAAAAUAAUGUGCACAGAGUAAAGUUACAGCAAAAUAUCGAAAUCACAAUCCUUAGGCCCUGAGGCAAAAUUACAGCUCACUAGAAAUUAUUUGUCCUGUGAUUUAGAACAUUGUUUGGCAGUCUCAAAUGCCAGAGUUUAUUUUCAAGGAGUUUUUCUAGAUUGAUUUUGUAUUUAGAGAAAGGCAGUCAGGGGGACUUGUGCUUGUCUUUAGGUUCAUUUAUCAUCUUGAAAAACCUACAAUCAGGAAAGUAGAUAAAUGCUUUGGGAUGGGAGAAUCAUACACAUUUGAAUCUACCCGGAUAUGUCUGGGCUGUAAAGGAAUUCUAACUAAUCCUAAUGAAUCACUUAAAGCUUUAUGAUACAUUGUUUUACACAUACAUGUUCAAAAUAUAGUUGAAAUGCUCAAACAAUAAAACAAUGCAACUUAUAUGAUACUCACAGGAUUGCAGUCACCCCCAGCACAAUUUUAUUAGUUUAGGUACUUUGCAUGCAUGGUCCCAUUAGUAUUAAUGAUGUAAAAUUGCAAGCGAUAGCCUUGGGGCUUAGUUUGGGGCCUAGUUGAUUGUAAUUCUAUUGUAAUCUUGUUCCUUAUUUUCAAAGUCUUAUAGAAGUUUAACCAUGACCCAGUCAUUUCAAUUAUCAAGUAUUGGAGUCCUGUAGCUCAGUGGUUAGAGCACUCGCUUUGCAAGC
Callorhinchus milii (elephant shark) is the source of this 3679-nucleotide messenger RNA. Its product is annotated as protein unc-45 homolog A. Lineage: Eukaryota; Metazoa; Chordata; Chondrichthyes; Chimaeriformes; Callorhinchidae. The record is from RefSeq and is a predicted model, not a curated record. Gene Ontology annotation, molecular function: Hsp90 protein binding. The transcript has 20 exons. Bases 62 to 2890 code for a protein of 942 amino acids.